Molecule: messenger RNA, 558 nt
Organism: Chrysochloris asiatica (Cape golden mole)
Lineage: Eukaryota; Metazoa; Chordata; Mammalia; Afrosoricida; Chrysochloridae
Gene: VCF1
Product: family with sequence similarity 104, member A
Exons: 3
Coding region: 1-558 (185 amino acids)
Source: RefSeq, a predicted model, not a curated record
AUGGGGGGGCGCGGAGGGGACGCCGGAAGUAGCGGUGGUACGGGUCCUACCGAGGGGUACUCACCGCCGGCAGCGUCCACCAGAGCGGCGGCGAGAGCCAAGGCCCGAGGGGGUGGGCGUGGCGGCCGCCGAAACGCGACGUCCUCCAUUCCGUCUUCUCGUGGAUCAGCGCCGGGUCGCUCCCCUCCACCAGCUGCCAUGAGCGAGCGCCUCCGCCCCAGGAAAAGGAGAAGGAAUGGCAAUGAAGAAGACAACCAUCUCCCUCCCCAGACCAAACGGGGUAGCAGGAACCCUGUCUUCCAGGAUUCCUGGGACACAGAGUCUUCCAGCAGUGAGAGCGGAGGUAGCAGCAGCGGAGGUAGCAGCAUCAACAGCCCCGACCGAGCAAGUGGAACCGAGAGCAGCUUGAACCCGAUCAUGGCCGGCUCCAGUCCGCACACCCCCCAGCCUGCCCCCGAGCAGUCUGCCCUCUGCCAGGGCCUUUACUUCCACAUCAACCAGACGCUGCGGGAGGCCCACUUCCACAGCCUCCAGCACCGCGGCCGGCCCCCGACCUGA